Molecule: messenger RNA, 7665 nt
Organism: Pochonia chlamydosporia 170
Lineage: Eukaryota; Fungi; Ascomycota; Sordariomycetes; Hypocreales; Clavicipitaceae
Product: cell morphogenesis protein (PAG1)
Exons: 3
Coding region: 1-7665 (2554 amino acids)
Biological process (GO): cell morphogenesis
Cellular component (GO): site of polarized growth; cell cortex
Source: RefSeq, a predicted model, not a curated record
AUGCUGAUCAUCAAUUCGCUGUUACACAUUGGCGGCGUCCUCGGCUGUCUCACAAGUGCAAGAGACAGGUUGAAACAGUCGACUCGGUCUGGGACGAGAUUCGAAGACGAAACCGACCAUGAGCUUUCGUGGGACCAGACCAUACGUCCAAGUGCCAGUGCAAGUGCCUUUGCAACUCCAGCGCGACACCAGCCGCACUCCCGCGAGUCCUCCGGCGACAAGACGAUACACUCGCCGCCUGCUCUAACCUCACCCAGAGGACAUUCCCAGCGACAAGGCCUCGGCGGAGCUUUCGAACGCCCGAUAGACCCUAGCAAAACCGCUGUGUACGGACACCACCGGCAGACUUCCAUCGUCCAUGGCUUUCAGCACUCCAGAAACGGGAGUCGAUCAAGCAUGUCUACCAGCCCCUUGAGUCCGCAAAUCAUAGCUGCUGCAGGAGUGGGAUUGGAUAGAUCGGAUAUACAGUCGGCAGCUGCGCGCUUGGAUAAGGAAGCCGGCAUGCCAUCCCGCCCCGGAACUUCUCUCGCCGGUCCUACUCUAAGUCCAGUCGGAGGCAUGCCAAUGGAGAGAUCAGCCUCGGCCGUAGAUGUAUCCAGCCCGGGUUCAGCAACGCAAAGACGGCCGGAGCGAGUGCAAAGUAGGUCCCGGCGGGAUCAUCCGGGACAUCAAUCACAUUCUCGAACUCAUCGAGACGACCAGAAGACUGUCGGAGAAUAUGCCCUGCAUGUUCUAUUUACCUCUUUUAUUGCACAAGCAGAAGAAAAGCUCACGGAAUGCAUCACCGUACCAUUUGACCCUGAACCGAACAUCGACCGUGUUUGCGGACCUGGCGUUGACCCAGCCUUUGACCAGCUGAUUGUUGCCCUGGGACACAUUGCUAGUCCAAAGCCAAAGGCCCUGAUUGAUUCAAUGAUGCUCUGGAGGAAGAGCAAAAGUGACGCCGCGAACGAGGCCCGAAGUCAGCUCCAACAAUUGCGCGGCAAUCAACCAGGAGGUCCGCUAUUGCGCAGAAAUACUGAGCCAGUGCAACCAGGUCCUGGAUCAGGUCCGGCAGAUCCCACAAGCCCAAGCACCGUAACAUUGUCUGCAAAACAAGAAUUUGUUGCUCAACAAGAGCGUCGAUCAACCGUCUCGAUUUAUAUCCUAUGUCGCGUUCUUCUUGAGGUUAUUUGCCAGAGCAAUCUAGCUUCCAUUACGCCAGAAAUGGAAGACAAGCUGGAGAGUAUCAUCUUUGGGCAGCUCAAAAUUGCGGAUCCGGAGCAGCUCAUGCUCUCACCUCUGAAACUAGCGAACUGGACCCUAUUUGCACAACUGCUAGGACACAUGAGCGGCAUCAACUUCCAUGGCGUUUCGCGAAGAUUCAUAGAAGACCUCGAUGGUUCAUUGCAAGAGAGAUUAAUCAAGAGCCCAACUUCAUCUGCUGCGCGGGAUUUCGAGGGGAAGAUGGAGCUUGUCUUGGGCGGCAUGAAACACCUGAGAAUCAAAAUUUCUCCCGAGUCUGCUUGGGAAAAAUCGUGCGAAUUUUUGGUCUCGCUUGGACGCUUGUUUGCCAAAUCCCAUGGACAGAGGGUGAAAGCCGCUUUUUGCCAGGUCAUCGAUAUGUUAUUGUUACCCAUCGCCGCGAAGGCCAGCAACAGUCACCUCAUGCAUCCCAAAUGGUCGGAGGUCGUGUCGGCCAUUAGCUCUCGCCUUGCUCAGCUGUUCGCAAAACCGCGCCACUGGACCGUCGCCUUCCCUCUCACAGCCACUCUGCUUUGCGUAUCGUCGCCUGAUAAUUUUGGCUCCGGGUGGCUACAGCUGGUCUUGUCCCUCCAGACAAAGGUCAAAGACAGAUAUACGAAGCCCCUUUGCUUGCAAGUCAUAUCCAGGCUGAUAUGGACGUAUUUAUAUCGAACGAAUGACAACUUCCAAACCACGGUGCGGAAGCUUGACGAAGUGAUGAGAUUGAUCUUGCCAUCUUCAAAACGGAGCAUCAUCUCGUCGGACACUGCCGUUAUCGAGCCGUUGAUCCAAAUAAUUCGAAUUAUUGGCUUCAAGUAUCCUGAGUACUGCUUCAGAACCGUCGUAUUCCCUCUCAUAAACGCCGAACUGUUCACAGCCAACAAGGAGUUGCGAGUCGAACAGUUGGACCCUGACAGAAUCGUCGUUGGAAUACGGGCUUUCUUGUGCAUCAUGUCUGACCUGGAAAAGGGCGAACAAGGUCGACCUCCUUUCCCACAGUUUUAUGACAUCCCUCCUUUGGCUGAGAGGCUUCCAACGUCGCCUGUUUUGUCAUUUCCUCGAGACGGCCCCUUGUCGAUUCCUGGUUCAGGUCCGAAAGAGGAGAUCAUCUCUAGACCUGUCUUGACACAUGUUCUUGGAGACGGGGUUCGGGAGUACUACCUUCAGUUCUGCCAGAUACUCGGUAAAAUUACCAUUGUCUGCGACAACACGUUCGGCGGCCAAGCAGCAUUAGAUGAAAAGUUUAACAGCCCGGGACCGAAAACACCGAUUUCGGAAUCCUUCACAUUCUCUCGACGAGAUGAGCAGCCGAAUGCUUCGGAUCAAAAGCAAGCGUUCUACGAAUUACUACAUGUUGCUGUUCAAGCACUUCCACGGUGCCUCCCUGUUGACAUUCCUUUCAACUCCCUAAUCAACCUACUCUGCACAGGAACCGCACAUGUUCAGUCUAACAUUGCUGAAUCGUCUGCACAUUCACUGAAAGCCAUUGCCAGGCAAUCCCACGCGCAGCAAGUGACGAUGGGGUUUGCCCGAUUUAUCUUCAACUUUGACGACCGUUAUGCGACGAUGUCGGAUGGCGGCAUGCUUGGACCAGGACACAUUGAAAGUACUUUACGUCUCUAUGUUGAGUUACUGCAAAUCUGGAUUGAAGAAAUCCGACACAAAUCAAGAGAGGCUGCCUCCGACCAACCAGACGCGAAUGCUUCUGAGAAACGAGCCAUGAAGCUAGAUUUGUCGAGCAUAUGGGCAGAAGUUGACCAAGCCGAAGCCCAUGGCCUAUUCUUUCUAUGCUCACAAUCCCGCCGGGUCCGGCAUUUCGCGAUUACUGUACUGCGGUUAAUUACCGAGUUUGACAAGGCACUAAACAAAGAUGCCACUGAAGAGAAGGAGACAUUACGAUUAAUUGAUAUCCUGGAGAACGACUCCAACCAAAUCAUGAAUUUUAACGACGAACAUCUUUCUGUUGCUGAGCGCAGCAGAUUGCAGCGAGGACUGCAAAACGCGAACAGCAAGGACGCAGUGGUAGAACUAUGCACGAGCGACGUUUCCUACGAUGCAACUCUUUGGUUCAAAAUAUUCCCCAACCUCAUCCGCAUUGCAUUCGACAAAUGCCCGUUUGCGAUAACCAUCUGCCGAGACUUGGUUUGCAAUCGUAUCCUGCAAAUGUAUAAACCAAUUGUGUAUCUGUCUGAGCCAACUAGGGGGUUGUAUUAUGGGCCCGACUCAGCAGGCCGAAUAGGCAGCCGAUCUCCCGCCGCGCAGCCGGAGGUUAUGAUUGAGCAGUGGAAACUAUAUCUGAUCUUUGCCUGUACAGCCCUGGCAGACCCUGGAAGUCUGCCCACAAGUCAAACUCCUCCAGAUGGCCAGCAUGUACGCAAAACUUCUAAACCUUCGUCCGCGGAUAGGAUCGUGACUGCUCGGACUCUUUUUAAGUAUCUGAUUCCGCUUUUAUCUGUUUCCUCGGCCUCCGUCCGCGAUGCGGUUGUGGUUGCUAUGGGCUCAAUCAACAUUCACAUCUAUCGGACGUUGUUGGAAGAGCUCCAGGGCCAGGUAUCACGUUGUAAUGAUGAGGCGAGAGCCAGGAUUCAUCAGAGGACCAACAGUAGUCCGCGACGCAACCGCAAAAUGGAUCUGUUACGAACGGAAAUAACCCACGUCUUCAAGCUGACCUCUCACUUUUUGAAAGAUGCUCAAGUUUACCAAUCCGAGUUCUUCCUGAAUAAUUUGACUUCAUACGCCAAAGACUUGAAGCUGUUUCUCAUGGAUGGUGAAGUUCAAAUGGAUUGGGAAUUCCAAAAACUUCGACGACAUUAUUGCGGCCUUAUGGAGGCUCUCUUUGAAGGGAUCAACAGAACGGAUGAUCCCUCCCGCUGGAUGACGUUUGAAUCUAGGAAGUCGGCGUUCUCCCUGAUGGAAGACUGGUGCGGCUUCUCGCCAAAUCAGAAUCAAAUACGAGCCAGAGAGGAUACAAUGAGACAAUCUCUGAUCGAUCAGCAGUCCCUGGGUGAACGCGGGACUGUUACGGCAGCCAUGGAAAUAGAGAAACGAAACCUCCGUACUGCUGCCCUAAGCGCCAUGGCCGCUCUCUGUGGUGGCCCCAUCAGCAUCACCACGGAGAGUGGUGUCACGCUGCAGUUCGACAUGCGCCGUAUGCUGGCUUGGAUAGAAGCAAUUUUCAAUUCUGGAAGCGAUAAGAUGAACAUUACAGGCCAACGGGCCUUGAAGAAUCUCGUCAUACAUAACCAGGCAUACCCAUAUCUUCUGGAACAUUGCAUAUCACGCUGUUACUUGGCCGAAGUGCCCAAGGUACUAGAAAGUUACUUUUCUGUCACCGUUGAUGUGCUGCAGCAGCACAUUAACUAUCCAUGUCCUUUUUAUAAGCUCCUUGGCCUUUGCUUGUUCACUCUCGGAAAUGACCAGAGCGAGAUACGAUCGAAGUCGUCGACUGUGCUCCGAUCGCUCGAAGCACGACAACAGCGGAACUCCAAGAUUCAGGACUUUGACAUCAGUAUUUCCGACAAGACACAGGCCGUCUAUAAAUUGGCGCAGUUCGAGAUUUCCAAGCGACUUGCAAAGCAAUACACCGAACUUGCCUUCUUUGUGUUUUCCGAAUUCACCUAUUAUUUCAAAGAUCUUCAACCUGCAGCACAGAGAAAUGCCAUCGCUGUCAUCUUACCAUGGAUUCAGACAGUAGAGCUAAAACUUGACCCCAAUGGCGGUCCGACGGCGCAGUCCUAUGUACUCUUGGCAAACCUCCUUGAACUCACCAUCAAGUCUGGUGGUGCCUUACACAACGAAGUCCAGGCUCUCUGGCAGGCUCUUGCCACCGGGCCACACCCUGGGAAUGUCCGUUUAAUUCUGGACUUUAUUAUGCAUUUGUGCUUGGAACGACGCGAACAAAACUUUGUGGAGUACGCCAAACAGAUUGUGGUGUUCCUAUCAACAACAAACAGCACGCCUGGGAUCAAAGUGGUUGAGUUCUUACUUAUGCAAAUCAACCCCAAGGCCAUGGUGCCAAAUGAGAAGCGAGAAACCAUCCCGCCACCAUCAGAUGUCAAUAACUUCCCCUACUGUGCCGACCUUGGCGAAGCGUUGCCGGUAGGGACGAAACAAGCUGGGUUCUCGCUGGGCCAGUUGUCGCUUAUUUUGCUGGUGGAUUUGAUGGUGUCCCCUGUUCACCUCACCGCCGACAAUGUCCCCCUUCUGCUCCAGGUAGUCACUGUGCUUUGGGACCAUUAUACGCCCCUUGUGCAAGAGCAAGCCAGAGAGAUGCUGGUUCACUUAAUUCAUGAACUUGUCAUUUCCCGGAUGGACGACCUCCCGGUAGGUGUGGCAAGGGAAUCCAUUGAGGACCUGGUUGAUGCGAUACGUCGACAUGAUCGCACUGUUGUUUGGGGAUAUGAAGACAGCAACGGGAAUGUGGAUGACCACGAUAACAAGGUGCCUCCAAGCAUGGAAUAUCUCACCACAGAAGUUGUCAAAACCUUCCAGGUCACCUUCCCUGCCAUCAAGGAGCAGUGGGGUCGGCUAUCUCUCACUUGGGCCACGUCGUGUCCAGUGAGGCACCUGGCUUGCCGGUCUUUCCAAGUCUUCCGAUGUGUUCUGACAUCGAUCGAUCAGUACAUGCUGGGCGAUAUGCUCGCUCGUCUGUCAAAUACUGUGGCUGACGAAGACCCUGAGAUUCAAUCUUUCUCCAUGGAGAUCCUGACAACAUUAAAGACUCUACUGGUGAAGUUGGAUUCCGACAGGCUUUUGACAUUUCCACAACUGUUCUGGACGACUUGCGCAUGCUUGGAGUCGAUCAAUGAGCGGGAGUUUCUCGAAGCGGUUGAGAUGUUAAAUGAGCUCGUUAACAAGCUCGAUUUCAGAUUACCAAAUGUGAGACGAAUUAUUGCGGAAGGCCAACCAGAACGCUGGGACGGGCAGUUUGACGGCAUCCAGCCCUUAUUAUACAAAGGCUUGCGAUCAUCUUUGUGCUGGCAACCGACCCUCGAUUCUAUCGACAAUCUAGUAAAGCUUCCUGGGGAUCCCCUGAUUGGAGACGAUAGCAGAUUGCUGUUUGCGUUGUUGGCAAACUUCCCCCGGUUCUUAAACGAGUUGGAAGUUGGUGCACCGACGGAAGGAACCAUGAGAACCGCGAAUAUACUUCUCUUUGAGGCUGACAGACUGGGACUCGAAUCCAUUGCUGUGGCUCUCGAUGACUACAUCUCUGGCAGACAAUUAGACAGCGCAUUCUUCCUGAGCCAACUGUUCAUGGCCUUGAGGGAGCAUUUCCUACCCCAGCAGGAGUUCAAGAUGAUCACCUUUUUGAUCGGGCUCCUCACAAACUCCCUGUCCUGGGUGAAGGUGCAAACUAUGCGAAUACUGUGUGUUGCCAUCCCCGAGGUUGAUAUGCGCAAUCCAGAACUCGCGGGGCACGGUUCUGACCUCAUCUCCCCAUUGCUGAGACUUCUUCAAACAGAGUUCUGCAUGGGUGCACUGGAGGUCUUGGACAAUAUCAUGACCAUGUCAGGCAGCCACAUGGACAAGCAUCAUCUGCGAAUGAGCAUGACUCGAUCCACGUCCAAAGCUGUCCGUAAAGAAUACGAGCGCACCCAAAGCCUCUUUGGCAUUCCUGAAUCCUCUGGCUGGGCCAUUCCAGUACCCGCCAGCAAGACAGAGGCUACACGGGCAAACAUUCACGCUGCAUUUUACAUGUGCCAAAGCACCGAAGGGUCUUCCACCGAAGCAACUCCAACGGCGGAAGUCGAGUUCCACGAUGACGAUUUUCCGUAUGGCUACUUUGAAUCUGCGGAGAGAACAGAGACAAUGCUCUCUGAUGACGGUCGUGUGGAUGGUCCUGUUGGAGACUUGGUCACAAAGUUGGACAGUUUGGAUGACUUUUUCGACGAGCCGUCCAGCCCCACGACAGACGAUGAUGGCAGAUCGUCUCGCACGGUUACCGAGUUUUCUCCAGAGUCGUUUGAAUCUGGCACCGAGCUUUACGAUGAGCAGAUCUUGCCUAUUCUUCACGAGGCAUCCAACACUACAGCGUUUCAAAACGGAUUCAUAGAUCGCCCAAUGGGGAUUUCGAGAGAUUUGGCCUCAAAUACCAUGAACCCAGGCGCUUUUACGGCGGGUAUGUCAUCAAGACCACCGCUUCAUUCAAGGUCCAUCACGUCACCUUCUGCGCCGUCCGCAUAUCACUCGCACAUGGUUAGUGAAAUAGGAUCUGACGACGAAUAUCUUUCUGGAGGAUUCUCGGAUGCCGAUGAUGAACGGCCCGACGUGAAGGGCCACGUGAAGUCUCCAAAUUCAACAUCACGACCUACGAUGAGACGAAUUGGUCACCAAUCCCGCGAUGACAGCCUACGCGAGCCUACACUUCCACAAGUAACACCAAGAAUGCCAAACAGCAAGGCUUUUCAUCCGAAUAUGAUGUCAGGUGGGGAUGUCCUCUGA